Messenger RNA from Pseudocercospora fijiensis CIRAD86, 2241 nucleotides. RefSeq lists its product as uncharacterized. The record is from RefSeq and is a predicted model, not a curated record. NCBI's taxonomy places the organism in Eukaryota, Fungi, Ascomycota, Dothideomycetes, Mycosphaerellales, Mycosphaerellaceae. Bases 1 to 2241 code for a protein of 746 amino acids. The transcript has 15 exons.
AUGGAGCUCUGCAAUUAUUUGAGGCGGAAGUCUUGGCCCCUGAAGCCCUUCUUCCAGCUCUUAUUGCAAACAGGGCUGAUUGCCAAGACAUACACCAUCACGACGAGAGCGACUCGAGCGAGCUCAGCAAGCAUACUGAUUUGCGCCAUGGACCUGGGCAAGGGCAGUGGUAACCAAAGGCUCAGGGCAAGGGACGUACUGAAAGCCGACUCGCAGGAGCCGAACAACUACAGCUGGCGCAAACGAAGACAACCAGCGCAAAAGGAUAACUCAAUCCACCAUGGAUCGCUCGUAAACCGCUCAACGCGUAAGCAUCGCACAGCAUACACAUUGCGACUACGGACCGAGAACACGGUUCACGAAAAGCUCCACCACUCGCCACCCUGUAGCAAUGCGCUUUGCCUGAAGGCUCGACAGUCGAGGCCUCCGCCUGCGAAACACCAAAACAGACCUUACAUACCGGCGGAGCACGGACGCGAGAAUCCUGCGCAGCGAUGGAAUACCACGAUGACCGACUCGAAUGGGGCUGAAGGUCGUGAUGGCAUGGAAGACGAGGUGCUGCUGUCGCACAUCUUACGUAUUGACUGGAACAUUUGGCCGAAGAAAGACACAACUUGGACGGGAGCAGCAUGUCAGCAUGGCCGAGGAACAUGGAAAGAGGCUUUGGUCUAUGGGCUGAUGUCGCAAUAUGGUUACAAGGGGCUGGUUCGGAUACAGCUCGCAAGACUAUGCGUCACUGGCCGGCAAGGCACUCGUGUUGAGCCUUGGCACAUAGCAAACCGUGCCUGGGAUCGUAAGCUUGGGAUAAGAGGACUUCUCGCUUUCAGCGUACGACCACUUCAUCCUCCUCAUGCGCAGAGAGGAUUUGGAACACAGAGUCCGAAUGAAGCUGUCCUGAGACCUCGCCACAACAUGGAAUCCAACAACCAAGGCCGCCGACACACGCCUCCGCUCACACUUAUUCUUCCACGAUUGACGCAUCCCGGCCUUUCUCCGAUCUACCACCCAUACAUUCAGCCAGCAAUGUUCUGCCGAGACCAAGUUGCAAAGCGUUGCCGCACCCUGAGAUGCGGCAGGAGGAGCAAUACCUUAGAGGCCAGGACCGAUCUGAAUGGAGCUGAGGCAACUUUCGACGGAGCAACACGAAUUCUGCAAGAUGAGACUAUUGAAUGGGCAGAGAAAGAGCUUGAGGCCGUUGAUCAACGAGCAUGGGUUCGACAUGCUGAAGCUGGACCGCGUACUUGGCAUUACUCGCGGAUCGAUCAGCACUUUGGUGCAAGCGACAGAAGAAAUCAAUGUUCGCAUCGACACGGACUCAUAUCAUACUCAAUCGUCACCCUGGGCUUUCGAUCACUUUCCUGUCCACUUCACCAUUCCUAUUCUGAACUCGGGCCUCCGCUUCUUCUUCGACUGCUUGCGCUCACAGGAACGAGACCCAACCGGGCCGGAUGGCGAGAACAUACUAUGGUGAGCGAAAGAGCUGAGGAAAACACCCGCAACAAGUUUGGCAUGGGAGACGACCAGCCGAAGAUAAGCGACUUCAUGGCCGCGGUCACCAAGACCAUUCAUGAUUUCAAGCUCGAAUCGAAAGGCGGGAGGUCAGGCCGCCAAAGCCAGAUAUUGCCGGGCAGGUGGGAAGAGUGGGAGAUUCCGUGGCCGAGUAGCUUCUUGGGCAUACUGCAAGAGAGUUUGGCGCUGACCAGGGACGCAGGAUUUGGGGGCCGAUUCUUCGCAACUUCAUUGGAUCUUUCAAGCAAGUCCACUGCCCGAUUCAGUAAAUUGCCAAGGGUUAUGCUUGCGGGACGGACGGACUUUCGGGAACAUUUAUCAACACUAGGAUUUCGAGGACGCCAUCACUUCCCAGGCAACAUUAUGGCAACUCAAGACCUUCGCAAGCGACGAAGAGUCCGCUCAGAAAAUGGACUUUCCAGUGGCGUGAUUGAAGUGUUGGUCGGACGGCAAAAACAUGAUCGCCGAAAAUCCCUACAGGAUUGGAUGAGCCGAAGUGGAACGAAGAAAAGUACAUGGAGAGUCUUGAAAGAGACGUCGAGGAUGCUUUCACGCUUGAAGAUGUCAAUUCUCCAAUCUUCUACCGGCCUAUGCAUACAUGGAAACAGAAGGCCGCACAUGCUACGAUCUGGCAAGAGCGCUGAGCUCCUCCAGAUCACCACAAAGGCCUCUUCAGCUGGACACCGCUCGUGGUCUCACAAUUUCCUCCUUUAUGCUUUGUCAUUACCCUAG